AUGCCACCCACAACAUAUACAACGUCAACAACGUUUCGAGUCGGAGUACUUCUAGCCCCACCACCUGUUCAGCUACUCGACCUAGCACCUGUCGACCUUUUCUAUAUGCUAAGCAAAGAUUACCUGAACGACAUCCCAAUCUUGCCUCAACCAAUCAAGAACCUAGCUAUACAGAAUCUCGAAAUCCUUUACAUCGCAGCCAAAGAUGACCAUUCCCUGUCUAUAUCCCAGACCAACGAUAACAACCCAGUCCUACUUGCACCAACAACCGCAAACGCAAAAAUAAACAUCACCGCAGAUAUCCUAAGUCCCAAAGUUCAACCAGGCCAACUCUCUGUCCUCGUGAUCCCCGGUCCAGAUCCUGCCUCCACACCCUCCGAAGCAUAUAAGACAUUCAUCAAAGCCCACGCAUCAUCCGGCAAAACAGACAUCAUCACAAUUUGCACAGGUAUCUACCCAGCAUGCUACUCAGGUAUCUGCGACGGUCAAGUCGUUACUGGCCCCCGAGGUCUACAAGCUGAUUUACGCGCCAAGUUCAAAAACGUCAAACAAUUCGAAGAUCUGAGAUGGAGUCGAGAUGUCCUCGUGGGUAGUGCGGAGAAGGAAGAGGAAAGACCCGCUGAACUAUGGACGUCGGCGGGUAUCACGAAUGGACAUGAUUGUGUUGCGGCGUAUAUUAAGGCGCAUUUUGAUAGAGAGUUGGCUGAGGUUGUCUGUCGGAUGGCUGACGUUGGCCAGAGAAUGCAGGAGUAUGAGAAUGGACCUGUUACGGAGGGGGUGUGGUGGAUGAGUAGAGUUUUGAGAGCUGCGAUAAAAGGGGUUUGGAAGUUGUAG
Messenger RNA from Lithohypha guttulata, 834 nucleotides. RefSeq lists its product as uncharacterized. The record is from RefSeq and is a predicted model, not a curated record. The transcript has a single exon. The coding region runs from base 1 to 834 and encodes 277 amino acids. Lineage: Eukaryota; Fungi; Ascomycota; Eurotiomycetes; Chaetothyriales; Trichomeriaceae. Gene Ontology annotation, biological process: regulation of DNA-templated transcription.